Messenger RNA from Boeremia exigua, 1130 nucleotides. Its product is annotated as glycoside hydrolase family 61 protein. The coding region runs from base 235 to 960 and encodes 241 amino acids. The record is from RefSeq and is a predicted model, not a curated record. Lineage: Eukaryota; Fungi; Ascomycota; Dothideomycetes; Pleosporales; Didymellaceae. The transcript is spliced from 4 exons.
CAGUUCGUAACUUGUAGGCGUGUUUGACAUGACAAGCUCCCGGAUAGAUUGUAUAAUAUGGAGAUUAUUGACAACGUUGUCAGGCGACUACCUACUAGAUUUGCUUACGGCUCAAGGUAUCGACUACCGACAGGUCCGUUUCCAAUGCGGCGGGCUUAAUGGGGCACGAGUAUAGCCAUAUAGGAACCGGUGCCAAAACGGAGUGAGGUCCUGACUCUUCUCUGCUACGCCAGUAUGAAGUACUCGACCAUCGUAAGCACUCUGCUCACUGGUGCCUCUGCGCACACGAUUUUCACCCAGCUCCAUGUCAACGGGGUGGGCCAGGGACACACCAAGGCCGUCCGAGUUCCGACCUAUGAUGGCCCGAUUACUGAUGUGACCUCAAACGACAUGAUCUGCAAUGGAGGUCCCAACCCACUUAACCAGCCCCUCCCCAAGGACAUCAUCAACGUCGUAGCCGGUGACAAGCUCAAAGCCGAAUGGCACCACACUCUCGACUCUACCCCCGAGACUGACCCGUCGGACCCGAUCGACCCGGGCCAUCUCGGGCCAAUCACGGUCUACCUCGCCAAGGUAGACAGUGCCUUGACGACUACUGUCACAGGUCUCAAGUGGUUCAAGAUCUACGAGGACGGCUUGGACUCGAAGGGCGAGUGGGCCGUGACCCGCCUCUACAACAACAAGGGGAAGGUGGAAUUCACGCUGCCAAAGUGCAUUCAGAACGGCCAGUAUCUGCUCCGUGCGGAGAUCAUUGCGCUUCACGCUGCUUCCAGCUAUCCGGGUGCUCAGCUGUACAUGGAGUGCGCGCAGAUCAAUGUCUCGGGCGGCGGCAGUGCCUCGCCGCCGACGGUCAGCUUCCCAGGCGCGUACAAGGCAACGGAUCCAGGUAUCAAGUUCCAGCUCUUCUGGCCGAUACCAACGAAUUACACGAUCCCCGGACCAAGGCCAUUCACCUGCUGAAGAGGGUACGUACAGGUAGGGGAAUGACGGCACACACGUGAGGGUGACGGCUGGCACGAAGGAACGAAGGAAGAGCUCGGAGAGAGCUUUGUAGUAACGAAGAAUGAAUACAUGCACUUCCUUUCUUGAUGCCCUGUGACGCCAGACUCCACGCUGCAAAACCCCAAAUG